This is a messenger RNA of Alternaria ethzedia, 1038 nucleotides long. RefSeq lists its product as uncharacterized. The record is from RefSeq and is a predicted model, not a curated record. Bases 1 to 1038 code for a protein of 345 amino acids. The transcript is spliced from 3 exons. NCBI's taxonomy places the organism in Eukaryota, Fungi, Ascomycota, Dothideomycetes, Pleosporales, Pleosporaceae.
AUGCCUCGUCUAAUCACUGCUCGCAAUGUGGUCAUACUCGUCAAUAUCGUCCUGCUCACCGCCCUCUUCGUCCAUCUGAAGUUCGCGCUCUGGGACAAGACGGCGGCCUCAGCUGGAUCGGCCAAGUCGCACCUUCCCGACGAACUCUACGACGAGCAGCAGCCAGACGAGUCAUCGCACAACCCGAAAGGGAAGCCGCUAAAAGCAAACGAUGGCAUCAAAGCGCGUCGGACCGCCUUUGUGGUCGCCAGCCAGAGUUCCGAGAACGCAACGUGGCUCGAGGAGUACUUUCCGCACUGGGAGAAGAAUAUCUACCAUGUCGACGAUCCGAGCGCGGAGCUCACGGUGCCGAAGAACAAGGGCCGAGAGAGCAUGGUCUAUCUGACCUACAUAAUCGACCACUACGCGUCCCUCCCCGACAACGUCCUCUUCAUCCACCCCAACCGCUACCAAUGGCACAACGACGACCCCGACUACGACGGCCUCCCCAUGCUGCGCCACUUCCAGCUGCCCUACCUCGAGAAAGAGGGCUACGUCAACAUCCGCUGCGCCUGGUCCCUCGGCUGCCCCAACGAGAUCAAGCCGCUGGCGGAAGCGGGCGAACACAGAGAGGCCGUACAUGCGGGCGGACAGUAUAAGAAGGCCUUUGAGAGCCUGUUUCCGGGUGAGAAGGUGCCGGAUGCUGUUGGUGUGAGCUGCUGUGCGCAGUUUGCGGCAACGAGGGACAAGAUUAGGGAGAGGAGCAAGGAGCAGUAUGAGAAGUACCGCGAUUGGAUUAUGGGAACUGAACUGGGGGAUGCUAUCAGUGGGAGGGUGUUUGAGUACUCCUGGCACAUGAUUUUCGGUAAACCUCCGGUCCAUUGCCCAACCGCGAAAGAGUGCUACUGCAAGACUUUCGGCUUGUGCGAUUUGGAAUGUCCGGAUGCGGGAAGCUGUAAAGGCCGCUAUACUUUGCCGCCCUACUCGAGUCUACCAAAAGGCUGGCCAUACAUCGGAUGGGAAGGUCAAGAACGCCAACGCGCUGGCCCAGAGCAGUGA